Dryobates pubescens (Downy woodpecker) is the source of this 984-nucleotide messenger RNA. Its product is annotated as sushi, nidogen and EGF-like domain-containing protein 1. Bases 1 to 984 code for a protein of 327 amino acids. Gene Ontology annotation, biological process: cell-matrix adhesion. Lineage: Eukaryota; Metazoa; Chordata; Aves; Piciformes; Picidae. The transcript has 6 exons. The record is from RefSeq and is a predicted model, not a curated record.
AUGAAAGGACCAAAAUGGGUAGGAAAUGACCCCAAAGGGGGAGUAAAGGACCAGGAAAUGACCCAAUGUCCGGUAACGGCCGGGGGCGGGGGGAGGGCAGGAACUGCCCCGGGCGGGGAGGGGCUGGCGGCCGCCCAGGAAGGAGCAGCAGAGUCCCAGUCGCUGACCACUGCCUCCCAGUGCUUCCCAGUGCCUCCCAGGCUGCUGUACCCCUUCGGGCCGGGGGCCGGGGACGAGACCACGCCGGUGGAGGACGAUGGAAUGAGCCCGGAGCAGCUCCUCCAGGGCAGGUUCUCCUUCUACGGCAGAGCUCAGACCUCCCUCUACGUGAACAACAACGGAGUGGUCUCCUUCGGGCGGGGGGUGCCGGAGUACACCCCCAAACCCUUCCCCCUGGCCGAGCGCAUUCCCUUCGUCGCCCCCUUCUGGGCGGACGUGGACCUGCGCCGCGGGGGGAAGGUCUUCUACCGGCAGAGCAGGGAGCGCCCCCUGCUGGCCAGGCUGCGCCGGGACCUGGCCGCCGCGGCGCCCCCCCAGGGUCCUGCCCCCAGCCCCACCUGGGCCUUCCUGGCCACCUGGCACCAGGUCUCCUUCUUCGGAGCUGCCUCCAACAAGACCAACACCUUCCAGGCGGUGCUGGCCUCGGACGAGCUCAGCUCCUAUGUGAUGCUCAACUAUGGAAGCCUGCAGUGGACCACAGGCAUCGCCGACGGGGGGAACCCCCACAGCGGCACGGGGGGGCUGCCCGCGCAGGCCGGGUUCAACAGCGGAGAUGACCUCCACUACUACAACCUCCCCGGCUCCCGCACCCCGGCGGUGCUCUCCAUCGCCCGCCGCAGCAACGUCGCGACCCCCGGCCGCUGGAUCUUCCGGGUGGACGAGUUCACAGCCACGGAGCCGCCUCCCACCCCCGCCCCCAGCACCGCCGUGCCCACAGCGCCCCCCCCGGCCACCACCGAGAAGGUCUACGUCUGCAACUGGUGA